AUGCAUUUUUAUAAAAGAAUAAAACAUUAUAGAAAUAUUUUAAUCAAAUGUAAUAUAUCUAAUCAUAAUAUAAUAUAUGGGGGAUAUGACACGUGUCCCCUUAAAGAGAUAUAUACGAAUUACCACGUCUAUAAAAGUUAUAUACAUACAAAAGAGAAUAUUAUAAAAGUAGAAGCAAAAGAAAAUGUUGAUAUAGAUAAUAUAAAUAAUAAAGAUGAUAUAUUUUAUAAUAAUGAUCACAAAAUUGAUGAUGAUAAAAUAAAAAAGAUACAAUGUCAAAAGAAUUGCACCAUAUAUCAUGAUAUAGAAAAAAACUCUUAUGUUGACAUUGAUGAUUUUGUUAAUAUAAAUGAUGCAAAGAAUAAAAUAGAAAAUUUACUUUUAUACAGUAAAAAGUUAUAUAAUAAAAAGUAUUGUCAUAAUAAAUUACUUAAUAAUAAACAAAUCACGUUAAAUAAUAUAGUUUUGAAUAUACUUUCUAUAAUAAAUGGAAAAAAUAAUAAUAAUAAUAUUAAAGAUAUUUAUAUAGAUAAAGUCCUUCUUUUGGAUUUUUAUACUCUAUUAAUUAAAAGAAAAUAUUAUAUACAUAAUUUAAGAAAUAAUAUUUAUGACAAUUCUUUUAUGAAUAUUUUUGAUUAUAUUCAUUAUAACAUUAAUUUACAUUUAAAAAAUUAUAACUUGAAAAAUACUCAUCAAGUUCUACAUAAUAUAUCCAUAUAUAUACACAAAAAUAAAUGUAAUAAUAUCACACAUGAACUUGUUACCAAUAUAUUCUUCUUUUCAUUUUUUAAAAACUUUAAUAAGUUUUAUACAAAAAAAGAAGGAAAGGAUAAAAAUGAAAGUCACGAAAAUUUUCCUAAUUAUGUUAAUCAAAAAAAUCACAAUGAUUUAAAUAUAAAAAUAACAAAUAAUUUUCAUUGUACAAUGUAUCAAACAAAUUAUUAUAAAUAUAAAAGCUUUGAUGAAGAAACUUUUAAAUAUUUAAAUACAUAUGUUGUCUUUUUAUCUAAUCAUCCUUCUUUUAUUAACGAUAAAUUAUUGUAUAAUAUUUCCCUCUUAACAAAUAAAAUAUUACAACUUAAAAUAAACUUUAAUUUAGCACUAUCAUUCCUUUCAGCUAGCUUAAAUAUAUUUGACAAACGAGAAAAAAAAAUAAAAGAAGGGCACCUUAUUUUGAACAUAUAUAAAAAAAAAACGAAUUAUGAUAUUUUGUAUUCUUUAAUAAAGCAACACAAUGAAAUGUUUAACAAAAAUAUAGAUCAUAAAGUCGAAGGGGAACAAAAGGUGAUACAACAAGAUGUAGCCAUGGAUGGUAUUAUAAGUAUGCAUGUAAGUGGAGCAAAUCAAAAUGUUCAUAAUAUAAUUAGAACAAAUCACAAUAUUGAUAAAAUAAGUGAAACAAAUCAAAAUGUUCACAAUGCAAUUAGAACAAAUCACAAUAUUGAUAAAAUAAGUGAAACAAAUCAAAAUGUUCAUAAUAUAAUUAGAACAAAUCACAAUAUUGAUAAAAUAAGUGAAACAAAUCAAAAUGUUCAUAAUAUAAUUAGAACAAAUCACAAUAUUGAUAAAAUAAGUGAAACAAAUCAAAAUGUUCAUAAUAUAAUUAGAACAAAUCACAAUAUUGAUAAAAUAAGUGAAACAAAUCAAAAUGUUCAUAAUAUAAUUAGAACAAAUCACAAUAUUGAUAAAAUAAGUGAAACAAAUCAAAAUGUUCAUAAUAUAAUUAGAACAAAUCACAAUAUUGAUAAAAUAAGUGAAACAAAUCAAAAUGUUCACAAUGCAAUUAGAACAAAUGACAAUAUUCAUAAUAUAAUUAGAACAAAUCAACAUAUUCAUAAUGUUAGUAAACCAAAAUUAGACAUACUGUCGGAAGAGAAGAAAAAAGAUAUGGCACACACAAUCCAUGUUUCCAAUAAUAUACAUAUUAAAAAUAGGUACACUCAUAAUUUUGUUCCAUCCAAAAAUGAUUGUAUAAACUUAUGGAAUUAUUCACAUAUUAUUAAUAUAAUAAAAAUAUUAGACAUAAAUAAAUUAUUAUCCAAAAAUUAUAAUAUAAACACGGAAGAAUGUGUAAAGACGUUUUUAAAAUAUAUGUUUGAUUAUUUAUCAAUAUAUUACGAUGAACUAGUAAUAAUUACACAAAAUGAAUUGAAUAGUUUUGUUUCUAUUUAUGUUAAUUUAUCAAUAUUAUUAGACCAGUUGAGAAAUUAUGAAGAAAUAUGUUCUCUUAUUAUUUUUUUUUUAAUUAAUUCUUAUAAACGUAUAUAUGUAUAUUUUAAUGGUUUGAAUAUAAAUAUGAUGAUUAAUUUAAUAAAAGGAAUAUAUCAUCAAAUAUAUAUAUAUUCGAAAAUAUUUGAAGAUAAUAAUUUAUUUUUUGAUAAAUUUAAAAAAGAAUUAAUAACAUUAUAUAAUAAUAUAAAAACGGAUCAUAUGAUAUCUUCAAAUUAUAACAAUAUGUAUGAAUUAAUUAAUACAAACAUGAUAUUUUUAUCAUCAAAUAUAUGUAAUACCAUUUUUGAUAAUCCAUUUAAAAAAGAUACAUAUAUACCACUUAAUAAAUUAAUAACUAUUAUUCAUUAUUUAGAUAAGAUAAAUAAAAUAUGCCUUUCUUAUGAUCAUACAAUAAAUAUAUUUUUACAACAAGAUAUAUUAAAAUGUUUGAAAUUUUGUGAGAAAAUGUUUUUGUCAACAAACCAUAAUUUUUAUGAUGAAAACUUGUCCAAUCAUCAUAUAUUAAUAUUAAUUAAUAUAUAUAUAUAUUAUUAUCAAAAGUUUUUACAUUCUCCAUUUUUAUAUAAGUGUCUACAAUACUUAAGUAAAAAGAAUGAUCUAACUUUGUUUAUUAAUGAAACGGAGAUUAUUAUGUACCUGAACAUAGUGAAGAAACUUAAAGAAAGAAAAAUAAAUAAUAUAAAUGAAAAAUUUAAAAAUAUCCCAAAUCAUUUAAAACAAAUAAAAGAAAUAAAACAAGUAAAAGAAGAUAUAUUAGAAGAUGGAAAUACAAAGAAUAUAUACCAAAUGAUUCAUAAUUAUCAAACUAAUAUUACUUACCAAACAAAAAACCAAGCUGUAACACCAUCCUGCUGUUAUCAUAAUACAUCGCAUAUAAUCUUAAAUACUCAUGAAAAUAUAUAUGAAGAAAAAAAAAAAAAUAAUGUUCUAUUAAAUGAUGAUUUAUAUGAUGAAAUAUUAGAAAGGUAUAUGAAUAAAAUAAUGGACAAUCUUUUUUUUUCUUCUUUUCAAAAAGUAGGAAAGAAAAAAUAUACACAUUGGAAUCUUUCUUCUUCUUUAAUACAAUAUAAUAAAAUAUUAGAAGAGAAUAAAAAGGACAAAACAAUAAAUAAUGAAAAUGAUAUUAUUAAAAUUGAUAACAACAAAAAUGAACAAAGCAUAAAUGUAGAUAAUAUGUAUACAUCAUCUAAAUGUACUAAAUUCCCUUUUAAUAUUCAUGAUUUCAAAAAAUAUUCUAUAAAUAUUUAUUUUUUGGUUUAUGACAAUAUACUUUCAUAUAACAAAAAAAUUAAUAAAGAAGAAAUAGAAAAAAUAUGGAAUAUUUUAGAUAACAUGAUAAAAUAUAAACAAAAUGUUUUAACAGAAGACAAUUUCUAUUAUAUUAUUUCUGCAUUAUUGAAAGCUCAAAAUUUUGAACAUGAAGUGUAUAAAAUGUACUAUGAAUAUAUGAAAAAAUGUGGAUCUUGUAUUAAUAUAAAAUAUGUAUUUUUUAUUAUGAAAAGAAUUUUUGAAGAUACUCCAUACAUAACAUAUAAACAAGAUACAUCAUUAGAUAUUGAUAAAGAGAACAUAUUGAAUAAUUCUAUAAAAAAAUAUAAUAUAGGAUCAACAUAUUAUUAUAAUAUGAAAUGUGAUAAAUAUGGUAAGUGUAAUAAAUAUGAUAAUUAUGAUAAAUAUAAUAUAUUAAAUGAUAUAAUAAAAUUAUCAGAACAAAUUAUAUUAUCCCAUAUACAUUAUAUUAAAAAUUUUACCUUUUUUAAAGAAGUGUUACAUACUUAUAUGAAAAAAGAUAUAUAUAUAAAAUGUUACUUAUUUUAUUAUCCACAUUUCCAUAAUUUUGUGUUAACAUAUUUUCAUAAAUUUUUAACACAUGAUCAAUUCAAUAAAAAUGUUCUAGUUCUUUUAAUAAAUAAUAUUGCUUCCUUUUAUUAUACACUUCAUAAUAAUACUUAUACAUCAUCUUACAUAAUAAGAAAAAAGGACACACAAAGGGAAUAUGAAAAAAUUAUUAAAGAGAAAAAAAUAAUAGAGCACAAUAAUCAAAAAAAUAAGGAAAAAUUAAUAAAUCAUUAUGAAGAUAUAAAUAUAUUAGAUGAGGAAAAUUUUAAAGGAGAUCAUAAAGAUAUAAAAGUUUUAAAAAAAUAUAAAAAUGGUUAUUAUUAUUCAAAAAUAUUUUCAUUAUACCCAUUAGAUCAAAUACAUUUAAAUAUUGAACUAAAGAAAGAAGAGAUGGUUGCAAAAGAUAAAACAAAUCAAGGUAACAUAGGUUCCAAUUUGUUGUUAACCGGUGCCUCAAAAGAUAUAACAUCAUAUAAUUAUUAUAUUGAUACUUAUAUAAAAAUGGAGUUAUUAAAAAAAUUAAAUAUUUUGCUUCCAACUUUAUAUAUAAAAGAAAUAAAAAACAAAAGUCCUCAUGAAAUAAAAUUAUCAAGUAUGAAUAUUAUAGAUAUAUUUGUGUCAUUAAAAAAUGUAAAAAUAAGAAAUGAAGAUAUUAUGUAUAAAUUAAGUCAGAAAUAUAUUAUGGAUAUAUUUUUUCAUAAUAAUAAAGUAAAAUUAGAAUAUCAAAUAAAGUUUCUUAAUUCUCUUACAUUUCUGGAUUAUAUAAAAGAAGCUGAUUUAUUAUUUAAAACUUUUUUUUUUAAAAAAAAUAAAAUAAAUAAAAUACAGAAAGAAGAAAAAAAAAAACAAAAUAAUUAUAACCUUUUAUAUACUCAUUUUUUAAAAAUACCAAUACAUAAUUGUAUAUACAUUCCAAAUAUAUCAUCAUAUAUUUUAAAUUUUAUAUCUAUAUAUGAUUAUUUUGAAAAAAAAGAUCAAUAUGUAAUAUAUAAAAAAUUAUUAUAUUUCCUAGAUGAAUAUUUAAAAUCACAUAAUAAAAUAAAUUCAAUGAAUUCACUUGAUAAACGUAAUAUUAUUCUUAUAAUCAUAUUAUUAUAUAUUUCAUCAUCACCUCUUAAUAUAUUAUCCAUACGAUUACAAACAUUACGUAUAUUUUAUUAUUAUAUAAUACAGUCCAAUUAUUUUUCUAAGCACAACAUAACAUAUUCGUCUUCCACACAUGCUGAUAUUUCUAAAUUUGUUGUAUCCUGUAUAAGGAAACAUUCACCCUAUGUUCAUAUAUGGAAUGAAAUAAAUGUACAUUGUUUUGACGUUGACAUAUUAUUAUAUGGGAAAUAA
Molecule: messenger RNA, 5409 nt
Organism: Plasmodium falciparum 3D7
Lineage: Eukaryota; Apicomplexa; Aconoidasida; Haemosporida; Plasmodiidae
Source: RefSeq, a predicted model, not a curated record